CCUAAACGGGGACCCCUGCAUACGCCCUUGGAAUAUCCAAUCGUAUCGUUUGUCGGGAACCUUGAAGAUGAGCAGACCACAUCUAGAUUUUUGAUGCCGAGCAUCUACUCGUAGACUGCUCUCAACCGUCGCAAUGAUUCAAUUAAAGGUAUGCUUACUCGAACAUCCACAUACUGUAUACAGAUGCAGAAGCUAACCAUCCUCGCAGUCGAUGCUGAAUUGCAUAGACAACUCUGGCGCCGCCAUUGUUGAAUGCGCAAAGGUGAUGAAGAUGCAUCGGGGCGCCAAAAUCGGUACGAAGUCCAGCUCCUGACUGGAAACACCAGACGGUACUUACGCGUACUCCAGGCGAUCGUAUAAUUGUUGUCGUCCAGAAGCAGAGGAAUUUCGGUCCCGAAUCAGGCCCAGGUGCCAGCGUUUCUACAUCCGCCGCGAACAAGGUCCGAAGAGGGGAUAUCAGACAUGCGGUGGUGGUGCGGACGAAGAAGAAGUUGCAGAGACCUGAUGGAAGUGUAGUGAAAUUUGAUGAUAAUGCUUGUGUGUUGAUCAACAAGACUGGGGAGCCUAUUGGAACGAGAUUAAAUGGUAGGAUUUUGCCACAGUAAGAUCUAUUGCAGAGGAAAGUACUAAUAUGAGAUUGUAGGAGUCGUGGGGACUGAGCUAAGAAAGAUGAAGUGGUCAAAAAUCCUCUCACUAGCACCAAUGCAUUUGUAGAAAACUUGUAUCAAAUGAGGCACCGUGUAUCAAAGGCGACAAGG
Molecule: messenger RNA, 758 nt
Organism: Hymenoscyphus albidus
Lineage: Eukaryota; Fungi; Ascomycota; Leotiomycetes; Helotiales; Helotiaceae
Source: the annotation of a GenBank genome assembly